Molecule: messenger RNA, 492 nt
Organism: Quercus lobata
Lineage: Eukaryota; Viridiplantae; Streptophyta; Magnoliopsida; Fagales; Fagaceae
Product: serine/threonine-protein phosphatase 7 long form homolog
Exons: 3
Coding region: 64-393 (109 amino acids)
Biological process (GO): meristem maintenance; meristem development
Source: RefSeq, a predicted model, not a curated record
UUCCCCACUCUUCCUCGAGUCUCCAUCAGUCGUCGUUGGUUCCCGCCGCCGCUGAUUACAGAUAUGCAGGCACUAGAUAGAGUGCGGCCUGGACCCGAUGUGGAUACCCAGUUGUCCCAGCAGUCGAAUCAUCGGUCAAGUCCGCUUUGGAGGUGCGCCGCUGACGAGGAGGCGCCUGGCAUGAUAAAGGUUCGACGCCGUAAAUGUGUAUUGCCACAGGGUGGGUUAGAUCCACGUAUCAUGCAACACAUAGAUGCAGCAGGGUUGACUGGUUUAUUCAAGGUUCCUGAUAUGGAGGUCGACCACGCCUUGAUCACGGCGUUGGUUGAGCGGUGGCGUCCGGAGAUGCACACGUUCCACUUACCCCAUGGAGAAAUGGGUAUCACCUUGUAAGAUAUGGAGGUGAUGCUGGGGCUUCCGGUGGAUGGGUUGCCUGUCACUGGGAAGACAGACUACAUAUGGAAUGAGCUGUGCGAACAGUUGUUGGGCCAU